AUGGUGGCACACUAUCUGCACGACCUUGCAAGCCAAGGGGUUGAUAUUUCUGAGUUCUCUGUGGAUUGGCUGCCUAAGCAUCCACCAAACUUCCUGAAGAGAAUGCGAGAGCCUUCUGAAAAGUCAAAGAAGGCCAAGAAGGCUAAAUUGGGAGAAACCUCUGGGUCAAGACCUUCAAUCCCUCUGGAUGAUUCUCCAAGUAAGUCUCUACCUCCUUCUCGCUCUGUUAAAUUAAAGCCACUUGCUUCUUCUCUUCCCCAAACCUCUCCCAUCUACACCCAAUCAGAAACACCACCCUCUACCUUAAAAUCCUCUAACCCACCUUCUCUAAAAUUCAAUCUCGCAACUACUACCUUACUCGUUUCUGAAGCAGAAAUGCUGAACGAAACCACCUCACCGUCUUCUUCUACACCUUCAUCCCUACCAUACUACAUUCUCUCAUCAGACACCGAACCCUCUGACCCCCAAUCCCCCAUACUAUCCCAACUUCAGGCGCAUGCUCUUGCCUCACAGCAACCACCACAACCUGAACCAGAAGCCACCUCUCCACCCCUUGAACAACAAAAUCCACCACCAUCUGAACAACCUCAAACACCACCUCUUGAACAAUAA
Lathyrus oleraceus (garden pea) is the source of this 612-nucleotide messenger RNA. RefSeq names its product proline-rich receptor-like protein kinase PERK2. Lineage: Eukaryota; Viridiplantae; Streptophyta; Magnoliopsida; Fabales; Fabaceae. The transcript has a single exon. The record is from RefSeq and is a predicted model, not a curated record. Bases 1 to 612 code for a protein of 203 amino acids.